CUCUUUCUUUGUUAAGGAAACAUAUGAGCUCAUAACUGGGCUUUGUAACCCACUUCCUGAAAAAUAAAAAAGACUUCUCUGUCAGAGAACCCCAAACACUACUCCACUUAACAGACGAGCUUGGAGCAGGCAGUAUGGCUACCUGUAAGAACAGCGAAAAUCUUCUGCAACUUAAGGAAGUCCUUCGGAGAUUUCCACUUGUGCCAGUCCAUGGGAUCCCCUUAAUGGAACCCAUUGCUCAACAGUGGGCUCGUAUUGAAAAUUUUGAAGCAAGACCAGAUGACUUGAUUAUCUCUACCUACCCCAAAGGAGGUACCACAUGGAUGCAGGAGAUUGUUGAUCUUAUUCUUGUUGGUGGCGACACAGAAAAAGCUCGGCGGGCCCCAACACAAGUCCGAAUCCCAUUUUUAGAAAUCUGUGUUCCACCACCUUUGCCUUCAGGGGUUGAUAAACUAGUGAAUGCACCAUCUCCUCGUGUGAUGAAAACUCACUUACCAUUCCAACUUCUUCCUAAAAGCUUUUUGGAAAAGAAUUGCAAGAUUAUCUACGUCGCUCGCAAUGCCAAAGACAACUUGGUCUCCUAUUUCUUCUUUGACCAGAUGCAUUUGAUGCAGCCAGACCCAGGGCCAUGGGAUGGCUAUGUUAAAAAAUUCAUGUCAGGCACAGUUCCAUGGGGAUCUUGGUAUGACCACGUUCGGCGCUACUGGGAUGAAAGAGAAAACCACCGUAUUCUCUAUCUCUUCUAUGAGGACAUGAAAGAGGACCUGGCCCGUGAGAUCAGGCGUGUAAAGGAUUUCCUGGAGGUUGACUUGCCUGAGGACAUUAUUCAGAAAAUUGCUCAUCACACCUCCUUCCAGGUCAUGAAGGACAAUCCAAUGGCAAAUUAUGACAGUGUUCCCAGCAUCAUCUUUGACAGGACAAAAAGUUCCUUUAUGAGGAAAGGUGAAGUUGGCGACUGGAAAAAUUAUUUUACAGUAGCUCAAAAAGAAGCCUUUGAUGCCGAUUACCUGCUCAAGAUGGAAGGAACAACCUUGCAUUUCAGAGAUGUAUUAUAGUAUGAACUCAAAAAAUAACCUCUUUGGACUUUUUCUGUGAAGGACCCAAAUGUUUCCCCUUGCUUUGUGGCUUUAUUACAAUAAAUAUGGGUGUUUUUGAAAACA
Eublepharis macularius is the source of this 1160-nucleotide messenger RNA. RefSeq names its product sulfotransferase 1B1-like. Bases 135 to 1055 code for a protein of 306 amino acids. Gene Ontology annotation, molecular function: sulfotransferase activity. Gene Ontology annotation, biological process: sulfation. Lineage: Eukaryota; Metazoa; Chordata; Lepidosauria; Squamata; Eublepharidae. The record is from RefSeq and is a predicted model, not a curated record. Gene Ontology annotation, cellular component: cytoplasm. The transcript is spliced from 7 exons.